This is a messenger RNA of Xyrichtys novacula (pearly razorfish), 323 nucleotides long. Lineage: Eukaryota; Metazoa; Chordata; Actinopteri; Labriformes; Labridae. The record is from the annotation of a GenBank genome assembly.
CAGUCAGACAGCACUCACCACCACACUGACAGAGAUAAAAACUCGUUACAGCCCGGCCAGGCCUCUGCAGCUCGCUCCCUUUCUCUCCUAUUUUCAUCUUUUCGUGGCACAGUCACUCCUGCACUUGCUUCAUCUUCAUCAAUUCAUCCCCCUCCACCACUGCAGCUUGUACAUCGAGCUGUCGAGGCGGGUCUGUUCGCCUGCGUCUCCGCUCCGCCGUCAGAUCCCGCCGGGGGCCAGAAGGAUUCCUGUGAUAGCAUCCUCAAAGUUGAGAUGUGCUUGCACGCUGACACAAAGAGAGAGAAGGGGGGGUUGAGAGAGGG